AUGUUCCCUAUCGCCGCCUUUCGAGUAGUUUUCUCUUGCCCUUUUCUGCUCUUCCCUCCCCUCGUCGCGAACCUGCAGCAAGCCGCGACGCCCGUCGCGAUCACUGUAGGAGCCGCGUUAACCAGCUAUUUCCUCGCUGACACCUUCGCAGGCGGUUCCGAGACUAGGUCGCAAGGAAGCAACGUCGCGUCAUCAAUGAGCGGCUGGUCGGGGAUGGAGUAUCGUCGCAUGCCGAUCGCAGAGUACCUCAAGAUUCUGAGCGGGUGGGAGGAGGUGAAUGGAGUGGCGGACGACCGAUCGCAGCGCGCCUUGCUCAAGCGACUCGCCGACGCGCCCUCCGCCACCGCCGUCUGA
Molecule: messenger RNA, 354 nt
Organism: Closterium sp. NIES-65
Lineage: Eukaryota; Viridiplantae; Streptophyta; Zygnematophyceae; Desmidiales; Closteriaceae
Source: the annotation of a GenBank genome assembly